UCGCAAUUCGCCAUUCAGUUCAAGUGGAAAGGUUCAAAAAUGUACAAAAUUCUUGCUUUAUUCUUACUCGCAGUGUCAUCUGCAAGUGCAUUCUGGUCAGCAUGUUCAGAUCAUCCAGGAGUUUUGGCACCCACAAGCAUCACAUCACCCGCAUGUACUGGAAGUCUUUGUACUGUUGUUCGAGGAGAAGUAUUGAAUAGUGAUGUCUAUUUUGUAUUUCCAACUGCCCAUAGUCGUUUGGAUGUGAGAAUUUCUGUCAUUCUUUAUGGAGUUGAAGUCAACAUUCCACUUGAAGCACCUUAUGAUGAUGCCUGCAAUUUCAUGUACCGAGGAGGCGCAUUUGUUGGAUGUCCAACUGUGUCAGGUCAAGAGCAUUUAUGGAAAAUUGGAAUGGAAAUUCCUCAUGAAUAUCCUGCAUUCAACAACGAAGUUGUCAGAUAUGAACUUUUCGAGUCUGGUGCUCGUGUUGCUUGUGCUGAUCUUCUAACAACUGUUCUUUAAAGAAUUUUUGAAUUAAAUUUUGAUGAAAUAUUGAAAUAAAAUUAUUUUUAAAAUUAAUUUAAUUAAUAAAUGUUUUUACAUUUAAAAAGCCCACGUAAUAAGUGAACGACCCCCGACAGCAUUA
Molecule: messenger RNA, 625 nt
Organism: Chironomus riparius
Lineage: Eukaryota; Metazoa; Arthropoda; Insecta; Diptera; Chironomidae
Source: the annotation of a GenBank genome assembly